Symbiodinium natans is the source of this 1956-nucleotide messenger RNA. The record is from the annotation of a GenBank genome assembly. NCBI's taxonomy places the organism in Eukaryota, Dinophyceae, Suessiales, Symbiodiniaceae.
AUGGAACGUGACUUGACGAAUGCUGAGUUUGAGGCUUUAAAUAGAAGGCGAGCGCAACAAGGCAAGGAGCCACUGAGCUGGCGGGACGCACAGCGCCAGGCCCGGCGUAAGCCGAACCACAACAGAGGAGGCAAGAAGGCCAAAGCAGCUCCGUCCUCACAGCCUGUCACUUUCCUGCCGAGAGCGGAGGUUUCCUCCGCGGAGGUUUCCUCCGAAAGAACUCCAGAACAAGCUGAAUCCAUUUCCUUUCUGGUUCCUGAUUUUGAUCAGAGGGCCAGUGGGCAGGCAUCAGACUGGAACACCAGCACUCAUGUCCAGAGCCGCUAUGCAUGGAACAAGCGUCACAAGGAGCGUGAACAACUGGAUCCGACUAAGGAUGUCAUGGAGGAGGCCAAAAUAUUUAUCCGCACAUUUCUUAGAACGCGUAAAGGUCCGAGCAACUCAGAUUUGACUGCAAAGUUGGGAGAUCCUGUCAUGCAGGAAGACUGGGUGCGCUUCCCCCUAAGAGAUGUUGUUCAGAGACGCACCGGCACGGAUGACAGAGUGGGCUAUCAUGGGACAAAAUUGGAAUCGCUCUACUCGAUCCUGUAUUUAGGAAAGUUGCAACCGUCGCAGGAUUCCUCCCAAGGAGAACAAUUUUUCGAGGGCUACCCAGGAGUCUACAUCCACUCCGGCAAGCAUGAGCGCAAGGCGGAGUCAUACGUGACGCAUGUAUGGUUUCCCAUCUUGAAAGAAGGCAACAAAUCUCUCCGAGCAGUUGCGGCCAAAUUAGCAGUGUCGUUCGACCAAGCUGCAGGAUCUCUCCGUGGCUCCAAAGCAACGGAUCAGUACAUUCUCAGGGAAGACUACGUCCAGCUCGAGGCGCUGCUGCUUCACAUCACAGACUCACUGCCUUUGGGGACCUAUGUGCAGACUGGCUGGAACCCCCUUGCGGAAGCUGCCCCAAUUCAACGCAUAGCGAGGGAAAGACCGGAGGAGCCGAGUUCAUACAGAAAUCCACCAAGAUCCUCCUCCCAACCUGCCAAGGAGUCAGCUACCUUUCAAGAUGAUGAUAACUCCACCUGGCAGGCCGCAGCUCUUCCUGGGAGAGGAGACAAGGCAAUGGCCUCUGACCAAAGCGCUCUGCCGACCUCCUUGCAUCAGCCCGAAGAUGAUAGUGAUGAAUCCUGGGGGAUUUGGUCACCAGCUGCUGAUUCCGCAGGCACAGAUCCACAGGAUCCAUUUCAUCAAGAAGUCCCACAGCAUCAAGAGGGAGGCAGAAGAGAGCAUGCCUGGCAGCCAGCAACUCAGCACUCACCAAGUUUAGCAGAUCUGGAUGGUAAUCUUGAUCGGCUCUCUGGACGGGGCGCUCACGAAACCAGACGAGUGAUGAUAGGCAAGCUCCUCACACAAGCUCUCAGACAUGACCCAGUGAAGUUUGGCAUUUCGCUAGACACUGCUGGCUAUGCCAAUCUGAAAAGCCUUCUUAAUUCCAGGCAAUUCUGGCGGGCUGAAGUGACAGUUCAUGAAGUACAGCGAGUACUGGAAACCUCACAGAAGGUCCGCAUGGAGCAGAUGAUCUCAGAGGAGGACGGUGAAAUCUACAUCAGAGCCUUACAGGGUCAUGGUCGUGACAUCCCACUGGACGACGAUCAACUGCAUGAGGUUCUGACCUCCUCAACAACACCGGAGUGGGGUGUCCACGGGACGAGCUGGCGGGCCUGGCAGCAGAUUCGCUCCUCUCAGCUGCGCAGAAUGCAAAGACGUGACAUACAUAUGUCUUUGUCACCAACCAAAACUGCAGGAUUCAGGGAGGACUCCUCAGUGGAGAUCUGGAUCCACCUGCCGUCUUUGAUCGACAGUGGACACAUAGUGCGUCGGGCGAAGAAUGGAGUACUGCUGACGCGUGGACCCAUUGACCUGUCCCACAUCAGCACUGUCAUAGAUCGGCGCACAGGCAAGUCUCUGCCCUUUUAA